AUGUCCGGUGGUAAUCCAUUCCAGAAUUUACUGAAGGAAAUUAACGUCAAUGGAGACACAUUCCAUUACUUCGACAUUGCCUCGUUCCCAGAGUUCCGGGAAUUGCCGUACAGUGUGCGAGUGCUGUUGGAAUCGGCCGUCCGGAACUGCGACAACUUCCAGGUGCUGGAGAAGGACGUGCGUGGCAUCCUGCGAUGGAAGCAAACCAAGGGUACACCUUCGUCGGACGACGAGCUGGAGAUUCCAUUCAAGCCGGCCCGCGUAAUCCUGCAGGACUUUACCGGAGUGCCGGCGGUGGUGGACUUUGCAGCAAUGCGAGACGCAGUGCUGAAACUCGGUGGUGAUCCGGAUCGCAUCAAUCCGAUCUGCCCAUCUGAUCUCGUGAUCGACCAUUCGGUGCAGGUGGACUUUGCGCGCAGCGAAGACGCGCUGGCCAAGAACCAGGACCUCGAGUUCGAGCGCAACCGGGAGCGGUUCACUUUCCUGAAGUGGGGCGCCAAAGCGUUCAACAAUAUGCUCAUCAUUCCGCCCGGUUCGGGCAUUGUACAUCAGGUCAACCUGGAGUAUCUGGCACGGGUGGUGUUCCAGGAUGCAAGCAAAUCUAAGGAUGGCUCAAUGCGAAUGCUCUACCCGGACAGUGUCGUCGGUACGGACUCGCACACCACCAUGAUCAACGGGCUGGGCGUGGUCGGGUGGGGCGUCGGUGGAAUCGAAGCCGAGGCGGUGAUGCUUGGUCAGGCCAUCUCAAUGCUGCUGCCAGAGGUUAUCGGAUACAAGCUGGUAGGCAAAAUGAGUCCGCUCGUGACGUCGACCGAUCUUGUGCUGACGAUCACAAAACACCUCCGCCAGAUCGGGGUUGUGGGUAAAUUCGUCGAGUUCUUUGGUCCCGGGGUCAGCGAGUUGUCGAUUGCUGAUCGAGCGACAAUCAGUAACAUGUGUCCGGAGUAUGGCGCGACCGUCGGUUAUUUCCCAGUCGAUAAGAACGCGCUCGAUUACCUCCGUCAAACGAAUCGUUCCGAGGAGAGAGUGCGCGUGAUCGAGGCGUACCUCAAAGCGACGGAUCAGCUGCGGGACUUCGGCAACGCCGAGCAGGAUCCCGUGUUUACGCAGAUCGUCGAACUAGACCUUGCCAGUGUGGUGACUUCAGUAUCGGGUCCCAAACGGCCGCACGAUCGCGUGGCAGUAAGCGAGAUGCAGCACGACUUCCGCCAGUGUCUGAUCAACAAGAUCGGGUUCAAGGGUUUCGCCGUCCCGGAGGAGGAACUCAACACCGAGGGCAGCUUCAACUGGACCGACGGAAAGACGUACUCGUUGCGGCAUGGCUCGGUUGUUAUCGCGGCCAUCACAUCCUGCACCAAUACGAGCAACCCCUCAGUGAUGCUGGGAGCUGGUAUGCUGGCCAAGAAAGCCGUGGAAGCAGGCCUGAAAGUUGCACCGUACAUUAAGACGUCCCUGUCGCCAGGUAGCGGAGUGGUCACGUACUAUCUGAAGGAGUCAGGCGUCAUUCCUGCACUUGAAGAGCUGGGAUUCAACGUUGUCGGAUACGGAUGCAUGACGUGCAUUGGCAAUUCGGGUCCGCUCGAUGAUAACGUCGCGAAUACUAUCGAGAAGAACAACCUCGUGUGUUGUGGCGUGCUGUCCGGGAACCGCAAUUUCGAAGGUCGUAUUCACCCUAACACACGCGCAAACUACCUCGCCAGCCCGCUGCUAGUGAUAGCGUACGCACUCGCUGGUACGGUCGAUAUCGAUUUCGAGAAGCAACCGCUUGGCCAGCGUGCCGAUGGAUCAAACGUGUUCCUGCGCGACAUUUGGCCUUCCCGUCAGGAGAUUCAGGCCGUCGAGAAGCAGCACGUGAUCCCGGCCAUGUUCCGGGACGUGUACGAAAAGGUCGAACUCGGAUCACCGGCCUGGCAGGGAUUAAACGCACCCACGGGCAAGCUCUAUCCGUGGGACACCGCCUCGACCUACAUCAAGCGUCCGCCGUUCUUCGAGGGCAUGACCCGCGACCUGCCCACAAUCGCUAACAUCGUGAACGCACGAGCUCUGCUGAACCUGGGCGAUUCCGUCACGACCGAUCACAUCUCACCGGCUGGAUCGAUAGCCCGCAAUAGCCCAGCAGCGCGGUUCCUCUCCGACCGAGGUCUGACGCCGCGGGACUUCAACUCGUAUGGUUCACGCCGUGGAAACGACGACAUCAUGGCCCGAGGCACGUUCGCCAACAUCCGACUGGUGAACAAGCUGGUGGCCCGGGCUGGUCCUCGCACGCUUCACAUCCCAAGUGGCGAAGAGAUGGACGUGUUCGAUUGUGCCCAGCGUUAUGCCACGGAUGGAACGCCGCUGAUUGCGCUCGUAGGAAAGGACUACGGUAGUGGCUCGAGCCGCGACUGGGCCGCGAAGGGCCCGUACCUGCUCGGUAUUAAGGCGGUCAUUGCUGAGUCGUACGAACGCAUCCAUCGUUCCAAUCUGGUCGGAAUGGGCAUCGUGCCGCUGCAGUACCUUGAUGGCCAGAACGCCGAUAGCCUCGAACUGACGGGACGAGAGUUGUUCAGCAUUGCGCUACCGGCGAACUGCAAGCCGCACGAGCGGAUCACCGUCAACACCGAUUGCGGCAAGCAGUUCCAGGUGAUCGCGCGUUUCGACACUGAGGUCGAUCUUGAGUACUUCCGCAACGGAGGCAUCCUCAACUACAUGAUCCGGAAAAUGAUCGACUAAGAUCUGGUUCGAAAAGCUAGGAUGAGCACGUUUUAUGCUGCAAUUUUCCAUUUUGCGAUAUUUUUACGAACAACUUUUUGAAACUUUUUUGAAAUUUGUUAAAAAAAAAGAAGCUAAAUACUUCAUGUACUCACGAAACGGCAAUAAAGAGAGCCUCGAAGGCUGGUUUUUG
Molecule: messenger RNA, 2884 nt
Organism: Anopheles nili
Lineage: Eukaryota; Metazoa; Arthropoda; Insecta; Diptera; Culicidae
Product: cytoplasmic aconitate hydratase-like
Exons: 3
Coding region: 1-2712 (903 amino acids)
Biological process (GO): citrate metabolic process; tricarboxylic acid cycle
Cellular component (GO): mitochondrion; cytosol
Molecular function (GO): aconitate hydratase activity; 4 iron, 4 sulfur cluster binding
Source: RefSeq, a predicted model, not a curated record